This is a messenger RNA of Diabrotica virgifera virgifera (western corn rootworm), 3211 nucleotides long. RefSeq names its product protein tipE (gene Teh2). NCBI's taxonomy places the organism in Eukaryota, Metazoa, Arthropoda, Insecta, Coleoptera, Chrysomelidae. The record is from RefSeq and is a predicted model, not a curated record. The transcript is spliced from 2 exons. The coding region runs from base 1 to 699 and encodes 232 amino acids. Gene Ontology annotation, molecular function: sodium channel regulator activity. Gene Ontology annotation, biological process: regulation of sodium ion transport.
AUGAGCAUCACAACAGAAAAAAACCAACUCACUCUUAUUUCAAUCGUGGAAAGCGCCAAAUUUUAUACGUCAUUAUGUCUCGGAACCACAGCUAUUUUGUCGGUAUUCGCUUUCUUAUUUUUGAUACCGUUUGUAGUUGACCCGGCUAUUACAAGUCUUCUAGCUGAUUAUGAACCGGAGCCUGUGACGUGUAUAGCUACUCAGCAUAUUUACGCUGAAGGGAUAUCCAACUGUUCCUGGUCCUCAUGUCGUGAAGGCUGCACACGCGAAGCUACCAAAUGCCAUCAAAUCUACGUCAAUUACUCAAAAAUACCUUUUCUAAAAUAUCAAAGUGAGAUGAUGGGGAUGAUACAAUGGGAUGUAGCAGAUACUAGAUUUUUAAUCAAUACGGAGGGUUGCGGAUACCCUCCAUCUGUUAACUGCUCGGAGUUUGCCCAUCAGUAUGGAUACAAAACUGCCGGGACUCCAUUCCCUUGUUAUUAUAGUAGAGUUUAUCCCGAAAUGCAGGUAGUUGCGAGAUACUCAUGGGAUGACACUCUGCGCCACUUGGUGCUCUCUAUCGCCAUUCCAAACCUGUUAUUUGCUGCCUCCAUAGGAGUACUCAGCUACUGGUAUUGUCCUGGAUGCGGCAGAUCCUGCCAGAAGUACAUACAUCAUUUUCCAACACAAGAAGAAGACUUCGACGAAAACAACUACUAGCACACAGCAAAUUAUUGAACAUUUUCAUAUCUAUGACGUAGGCUUUGACGAAAACUUUCCCUUAAAAAGAUUACCUUUACCAUAAACUAGGCCGUUCAAAGGCGUUUACAAAUAUACUAUCACGCUUUUUAAGGGCCUUGUGUGACACAGCUUUUUGACAUUUUUCUUUAAUUAUCUGGAGUUCAGGCACUAUCAAAAACUCAUAAACCUGGUAAAAAUAUCAUUUCAUAUUAAGAAAAUGAUGUAAAGGUACAUUGAUGUAAAGCUCAAUGGAGCUCAAUAUCUUUCAGGAUCGAUAUUGGUUUUUGCGAUGCGUAUGAGGAGAGGUUUUGUAUUUCAUAGUGUUGGGAUCAUUUUCUAUGUGAAUAAAGUUGAUCAAGUGUUUUGUAUGGCGAUAAUAUCUCUGAACAUAUGUUGAUAGUAGUGUAAUGUUCUCCCAAAGAGAUACACAAUUACGACAAAGGUAUUAAACGCAGCAACAAAGACCAUGCAGGAAGAAAUGAUCUUACCUGCCAAAAAAAUGAAGUACUUGGGAGUAAUACUACCUUUGGUGAGCAUGAAAUACGUCGUUCGCAAGGCAGAGGGAGAACUUUAGCUCUGACAAGGCUUAUUCCCAACGUGGGAUGACCAGGAACUGCCAUAAGGAUAAUUUUAAAGAGGUGGUCCACUCUACUGUACUCUACGCGGCACCGAUAUCGCAACAAGUGCUUAUAGGAAAAUGCUAGAGAAAGCCCAAAGAAAAGCAAUACUAAAGGUAGCACGCGCAUAUAGAACAACAUCAACGGUGACCAUAUAAGUGAUUGCGGGUGUGUUACACAUCCACCUGAUGGCGAAGGAAAGCGUGAAAACCUACGGGAAAGAUGAGUGGGAGAAAAUAGUAGCUAGGAAUAGCAGCAUAAUGGAGUGGCAGGAAGAAUGGACAAACGAGCAUAGGGUAGCUUGAACGAAGGUAUUAAUUCCAAUUGUAGAAUGAAAGAAGUACGGCGACAGAGACCCUAACGUCUUCACCCAGUUUCUAACAGGACACGGCUCGUUCAGGGCCUACCUAGAAAGGAUAUGGAAGGUAGCGGAUGGAAACUGCAGACUGUGGACUUACUAACACGGCCGAGCACGGUGUAUUCGAAUGCAGAAUAAAUAUUGAAUCAGGACAGAAAUGAAUUACACAGGAAGAUAGGUAGGGUAAGAGCACGUACUAUAAUGCAGGUAGCAAUGAUUGGAAAGACGGAAUACAAGGCAAUACUGGAGGUAGUAACUCAAAUUGUCAGAAAUAAGGAAAUAAUAGAGAGGAAUCUUCAGCAAAGGUAGGAAGAGAGAGAUUGAAAGAGGGGGAUUUAUAGAGGUAUUGAAAGAGAGGGAGAGAGGGAGAGAGAUGACGGGCUACUCAUGUGAUAUAUCGGUCGGGAGAGGAACUACUUGCUACCUGAAUAGUCUGAAAGAGGGGUGGACUGUACUUGGUAGACAGGAAGCUAUGGGUGUACCGUGAGCAAGACUCCUCUGGGAGGGCAGCGUGCGGAUCGACCCUUCCAACCUGAAUACCAUACACGCCAUGUCAUCCUUAACUGUAUACGGCCUGGUACGGUCUUUAAAAGACUUACUACAUGCUUCCCAUAAAAAAGCAACAAAGGCCAUAAUUAAAAAGAAGAAAAAGCGUAGGUACAAAGAAGAAUGCAAACAGGAUUUACAAGAACUAUGGAUUGGAUAAAUAGAGAAAGAAGAACAAUUUUGUGAAGAAGUACAAAGUACGGACAAAAUAUUCAGAAGAGAAAAAUAAUAAUUCGAGAAAUACAGAAAAUGGAACAGAACUUAGGUGUAGCAUACAAAUAUCUAUAUAAGUCAUAUUAUAGUUUGGAAAACCUAUUUCCAAACUCCACUAGAAGCACAAGAAAAUGAUAAUUCUUAAGAUUUGCGGCAGGAUGAGGAAGGGGAUGAAGAAAUAGAAAACGACUCGUGAAAAGUUUCUAGUAGUAAUUAUCUUCUCAAUACUAGUUAUCUACUGUACUAAUAUCUCAUUCUUUGGUUUCUUAAGGGUUUGAUGUUUUAUGUUAAUUUGAUUGAGUGGGAGGUCUUUCACUAACAAGAGUCAAAUGUACAGUAGAAAACUGAAAGGGAAAUUCUAAACUGUUGCAUUUCUUCUUCCCUAAUGAUUUUAGAUCUUGUAUUAAAAACAACUGUUGAAACUGUUGUCGAAAUUCAGUAGGUUCCAAAUAUUGUACGAAUUAGCUAAUUUUUUAAAGAAUAUUCAUAGAAUAAAAUAAUCAAUGAAAGUUUUGAUAAGCCUGAAGCGAAUAAGAUAAUUCAAGAAAAUUAUCAGUAAAACGACAAGAUCUGCUUAUAAGGAUAUUUAAAAAAAUAAUAGUAUUUUAAACUUAUCGAGUUGAUACAGACUAUUUAGGAGAUUAUGAUAUAAGGUUUUACUUCUUAAAGCGCUUAUAUUAGCCUUGAUAUAUUCAAAAUGAUUUGUAAAUAAAUAAUACAUUAAAUUCAGUAUAUAAUAAAAAUACUGUUAAUUUUG